UUGUUUCAUUUCUGGUUAUCAGGUUUUUGAUUCAUAAUGCGCAUGCCCAGUAACGACAGGAAAUAUUCACAAGCGUGCGUGAAUACGUUUUGAAGAAUGUCUAGAUAUUCAAGACCACCAAAUUCCUCUUUAUAUGUCAGGAAUGUUCCAGAUACAACCAGGGAAGAUGAUUUGAGGGCAAUGUUCGGUAAAUAUGGACACCUUACAGAUGUUUACAUACCACAAGAUUAUUUUACCAGACGUGCCAGAGGAUUUGCUUAUAUACAAUAUGAAGAUCCCAGAGAUGCUGAUGAUGCAUUGUACAACUUGGACAGAACUAGAUUCAUGGGAAGAGAACUGGAGAUAGAAUUUGCAAGAGGGGACAGAAAAACACCAAAUCAGAUGCGAGGAAAGGAAAGAGGGUCAAGAUAUGGUGGUAGGGAUGAUAAUGACAGACGUGGAGGCAGCAGACGACAUAGAUCAAGGAGCAGAAGCCAAAGACGAAGGUCAAGAUCCAGAUCUCGCAGCAGAGAUAGAAGGAGAUCACGCUCCAGGUCAUAUGAAAGAAGACGAUCAAGGAGCAGAAGCAGGGGAAGCAUCCUUCAUAGAUAUCUUAACAGUUUAGCAUGGAGAUCCAGGAGUAGAAGUCGUGGAAGGAAAUCAUACAGUCAUUCUAAAAGUCGAUCAAGGUCAAGGUCACAUGAUAGAAAAGGAAGUGGUGAUAGGGAUAGGGAGAGAUCACGUUCUUAUAGUCGCUCAGCCUCACGAUCACCAAGAAAGAAUGACAGAAGUCGAAGUCCCUCUGCAGAUAAUUGAAUCACCAGUUUUUUUCUCUGGACUUAAUCUUUAUCAGAACUUGCGAUGUAGGCCAAGAGCAGUACUUAACCGAUCUGAUGUAUUAUAUUUGUGAUAAUUUUAUGUUUUUAUGUAAGAACAAGUCAGAUCCAAAUGAACAAUUUUUAUUAUCAUCUUGCAUUUAUGUAAAUAAUCAUGUUCAUUCUACAUGUUGUUAGUGAAGCAGUAAUAAAAUUCAUGACAUAA
Messenger RNA from Mytilus trossulus (common blue mussel), 1020 nucleotides. RefSeq names its product serine/arginine-rich splicing factor 10-like. NCBI's taxonomy places the organism in Eukaryota, Metazoa, Mollusca, Bivalvia, Mytilida, Mytilidae. Gene Ontology annotation, molecular function: RNA binding. The transcript has 11 exons. Bases 97 to 795 code for a protein of 232 amino acids. Gene Ontology annotation, cellular component: nuclear speck; cytoplasm. The record is from RefSeq and is a predicted model, not a curated record. Gene Ontology annotation, biological process: mRNA splicing, via spliceosome.